AUGCCCAUCAAUAUAGAAGAUGAGCCCGAUUGUGGGUCAGAUGCUGAUGUUAUGUCUGAUGAUGGACCAUAUAUUCCUGGAAUUCCAUCAACAGAACCUUCAAGUGUCGUAACACUUGAAACAAAUGCAACUACCAAAAGGAAAAGAAGGAGUGUAGUUUGGGAUGAGUUCACAAUCAUUGAUGGGCAGGGUUUUGAUGAUGGGAAGAAUCGAGCUGAAUGCAAAAGAUGUAAGCAAGUUUAUAGGGCUGAUAAAGAGGUAUCACGUGGGCUCAACUUUAUGAAGCCAAUGGCAGUGGAAAUGAAGAAAAAAUUUGACAAAUAUUGGAGUGAAUAUAGUCCAAUUUUGGCCAUUGCUUUGGUGUUUGAUCCUCGAUAUAAACUUAGUUUUGUGACUUGGGCAUUUUCUAAGCUUUGCAAUCUGGACUUAAAUGCAUCUACAAUGUGCCACAAUGUGAGGAAUUCUUUAUAUCAAUUGUUUGAUGAGUACAAGAGUAUGCAACCAAGUGAUUAUGAUGUUCCUACACUUACCCAUCGUCCUGGGAGAUCUAGAACAAGAUUUGAAUUUAUGGUAUCCGAGCUUGCUGAGAUGGAUAAUGGAAAUAAAUCUCAAUUGGAUAUAUAUCUAGAUGAACCCAAGGUCCCAUUCAAUGAUAAUGAAUAUGAUGAGUAUGAUGUGUUGGCAUUCUGGAAAGCAAAUGGGUCAAGGUAUCCAGAUGUGGCUCGAAUGGCUCGUGAUGUCUUGGCUAUACUAGUUUCCACAGUUGCUUCAGAGUCGGCUUUUAGCGCAGGGGGCCGUGUUAUUGAUAAAUAUCGGAGCAAACUCCUACCUACCAAUGCUGAAGCAUUAAUAUGCCUUCGGGAUUGGAUGUUUGAUAUAGACUUCAGAGCUGAGCCUUUUGAUGAUCCCACUGAUGUGGAUAAUGCACUUGGAAAUAUACUGGAACUAUUGCACAUUGAAAAUGAGAGAGGUGCAGUAGCUAGUUCUUCAGCUGGUCCUACUCCAAGAGAAGGAUAA
Messenger RNA from Macadamia integrifolia, 1017 nucleotides. Its product is annotated as zinc finger BED domain-containing protein DAYSLEEPER-like. Lineage: Eukaryota; Viridiplantae; Streptophyta; Magnoliopsida; Proteales; Proteaceae. The transcript has 4 exons. The record is from RefSeq and is a predicted model, not a curated record. Gene Ontology annotation, molecular function: protein dimerization activity; DNA binding. The coding region runs from base 1 to 1017 and encodes 338 amino acids.